AUGGCGGGGAUGAAGACAGCCACCGGGGACUACAUCGACUCGUCCUGGGAGCUGCGGGUGUUUGUAGGAGAGGAGGACCCCGAGGCCGAGUCGGUCACCCUCCGGGUCACAGGGGAGUCACACAUCGGUGGGGUGCUCCUGAAGAUCGUGGAGGAGAUCAAGCGGAAGCAGGACUGGUCAGACCAUGCCAUUUGGUGGGAACAGAAAAGACAAUGGCUGCUGCAGACCCACUGGACCCUGGACAAAUACGGGAUCCUGGCGGACGCCCGCCUCUUCUUUGGGCCCCAGCACCGGCCUGUCAUCCUGCGGCUGCCCAAUCGCCGUGCCCUGCGCCUCCGAGCCAGCUUCUCGCAGCCCCUCUUCCAGGCUGUGGCUGCCAUCUGCCGGCUCCUCAGCAUCCGGCGCCCUGAGGAGAUGUCUCUGCUCCGGGCUCCUGAGAAGAAGGAGAAGAAGAAGAAGGAGAAGGAGCCAGAGGAGGAGGUGUAUGACUUGACCAAGGUCGUCCUGGCCGGGGGCGUGGCACCUGUGUCGUUCCGGGGGAUGCCAGCCCACUUCUCAGACAGUGCCCAGACCGAGGCCUGUUACCACAUGCUGAGCCGGCCGAUCUCACCGCCAGACCCCCUGCUGCUGCAGCGCCUGCCCCGGCCCAGCUCCCUGCUGGACAAGACCCAGCUCCACAGCAGGUGGCUGGACUCGUCGCGGUGUCUCAUGCAGCAGGGUGUCAAGGCGGGGGACAUGCUCUGGCUGCGCUUCAAGUACUAUAGCUUCUUCGACCUGGAUCCCAAGACAGACCCGGUGAGGCUGACCCAGCUGUACGAGCAGGCUCGGUGGGACCUGCUGCUGGAGGAGAUUGACUGCACUGAGGAGGAGAUGAUGGUGUUUGCAGCCCUACAGUACCACAUCAACAAGCUGUCCCAAAGUGGGGAGGCGGACGAACCGCCUGGCACAGACCCGGGGCUGGAUGACCUGGAUGCAGCCCUGAGCAACCUGGAGGUGAAGCUGGAGGGGUCGGCGCCCACGGACGUGCUGGACAGCCUCACCACCAUCCCAGAACUCAAGGACCAUCUCCGGAUCUUCCGGCCCCGGAAGCUGACCCUGAAGGGGUACCGCCAGCACUGGGUAGUGUUCAAGGAGACCACACUGUCCUACUACAAGAGCCAGGACGAGGCCCCCGGGGACCCCAUUCAGCAGCUCAACCUCAAGGGCUGUGAAGUGGUCCCUGAUGUCAACGUCUCAGGCCAGAAGUUUUGCAUUAAACUCCUGGUGCCCUCCCCUGAGGGCAUGAGUGAGAUCUACCUGCGGUGCCAGGAUGAGCAGCAGUAUGCCCGCUGGAUGGCCGGCUGCCGACUGGCCUCCAAGGGCCGCACCAUGGCGGACAGCAGCUACUCCAGCGAGGUGCAGGCCAUCCUGGCUUUCCUCAGCCUGCAGCGGACGGGCAGCGGGGGCUCGGGCAACCACCCCCAGGGCCCUGAUGCCUCCGCGGAGGGCCUCAACCCCUACGGGCUUGUCGCUCCCCGCUUCCAGCGAAAGUUCAAGGCCAAGCAGCUCACUCCACGGAUCCUGGAAGCCCACCAGAAUGUGGCCCAGCUCUCCCUGUCUGAGGCCCAGCUGCGCUUCAUUCAAGCCUGGCAGUCCCUGCCUGACUUUGGCAUCUCCUACGUCGUGGUCAGGUUCAAGGGCAGCAGAAAGGACGAGAUUCUGGGCAUCGCCAACAACCGACUGAUCCGCAUCGACUUGGCCGUGGGCGACGUGGUCAAGACCUGGCGCUUCAGCAACAUGCGCCAGUGGAACGUCAACUGGGACAUCCGGCAGGUAGCCAUUGAGUUUGACGAGCACAUCAACGUGGCUUUCAGCUGCGUAUCUGCCAGCUGCCGCAUCGUGCACGAGUACAUUGGGGGCUACAUUUUCCUGUCAACGCGGGAGCGGGCCCGCGGGGAGGAGCUGGACGAGGACCUCUUCCUGCAGCUCACAGGAGGCCACGAGGCCUUCUGA
Messenger RNA from Mesoplodon densirostris (Blainville's beaked whale), 1992 nucleotides. It is a transcript of the gene FERMT3, whose product is annotated as FERM domain containing kindlin 3. Bases 1 to 1992 code for a protein of 663 amino acids. Lineage: Eukaryota; Metazoa; Chordata; Mammalia; Artiodactyla; Ziphiidae. Gene Ontology annotation, cellular component: cell-substrate junction. The record is from RefSeq and is a predicted model, not a curated record. Gene Ontology annotation, biological process: regulation of cell-cell adhesion mediated by integrin; leukocyte cell-cell adhesion; integrin activation. The transcript has 14 exons. Gene Ontology annotation, molecular function: integrin binding.